AUGGACUCGAGAUUUCAUGCUACAGUGAUGCGACGGGCAGAAGAUGAUCAAGAAGAGGCUGUCUCUUCAAUAAGGCGAGAUGGGAUAAUGAAUGGACCAAGCACAACCAGCGUCAGCGGCUCAAACAUAAUUCGCGACGUUGCUUCACCGAGACAACAAUCACAAACGGAAAUUCGUUCAAUCCUUAACCCAUCAACUUUUUCACCUGGCGCACCUCCACCAUUCAAUCAAUAUCAUCAACCAGCGGCCGUACCUCAACUUAUACAACCAGCACACAUUCCUCUUCCGACAACUUCAACUUCAGCCUUGGGUCUAAGUGCCCCUUUGCAUCAAAAGGAAAGAGAUUCUACUUAUCAACGCGAUCAAAAACCACCCAGCAAUUACUACGACCCGACUUCCGACUCGAGUGAGAGAAGACCUACGGUUACGGAAUCUAUAUGGAGCGAUAGGGAAGCUAAGACAUCACAAAAUCGUGAAUCUUAUCCAUACAACCAAAAUCCACCACCUGAAUCAUCUGCGAAUGGUUCACUAAAUCAAUAUAACGGCGUCUAUAAAUCUCCUGUUAAUUCUCAUUUUCCACCGCGAUCCCCCAUCUCACACGCGCACCCACAAGGUCGCGUACCUCCUCCAGUCACACAAUCACCACGAUUGACCACGAUGGAAUCACCAGUGAGUCGGCAUAAUGGGAUAAGUGGAGGGCCAGUACAGCAUGACAGGCCAGUCAUUAAACAAGAACCUGUACCUGCUAGUACUCCAAGCAGACCAGCAGAUCCAAUGUCCUUCUCGAGUAUAUUAUCUAGCGCUGCUCCUGAACCAACGCCAACACCAAAGCCUCAAUCCACUCCCACUCCCGCCGCAUCAAAACCUCGCAAACCUUCACGACCAGCUAUGCCUACGUUGAAGCCGGAACCCUCUCCAGCCCCUAGUUCUCGACAAUCGUCCAUCGCACCAGCUCCUCCACCACCUACAACCUCACGAGUACCCGCAAAGCGCAAGGCGAAUGGAGAAGCGAAAUCUACACCAAAACCUAAGCCAUUUACAAAGGAUCAAGAAAGGGAUAUUGUUAUUCUGAUGUCAAAGCUAGAUAGAGAACCGGAAGAUAGCGACAUGGAAUUUGCAGAAGAGAAGAAACUGUAUGAGACACGAUCACUCAAACGAAAAAUCGAGGUCGAGAAUCUGGAAAUUGCCAAAACCAAGAAGCGUCGAACUGAUUAUUCCAACUUGAUGACCAAGAAGAUGGGGAAGCAUGCUAAAGCGGGUGAAGAGCGCUAUAGAGAGGUCGAAGGAGAUGCAGCCAUCUCCAAAGUCCAAGCCGAUGAAAUCCAAACAGAAAAGGAGCGUAAGAAAGAUAUGCAGAGGAAGCGUCGUCGCGAAAAGACUGUUCAGCAUAACAUGGAAGCAAAGGAACUUGCUCUGGCCAAGGCUAAAGAAGCACUGGAUGAUCAAGACAGAAAUAAGUUCCUUCGAGAUGCCCAGAGAGCUGAGAAGAAGGCACAACAGACUAAAUUGGUACUUGCUAGAGGAGAUAAGGGUCCAGAGAUUCGAGCCGUUUCGCCUAUGGAACCUAAUAUGCAGGGCGGUAGUAUGUCGACGUUUACAGCUGUCGAUCCUGAUUCAACCAAGAAACCAAAACGCGGUGGUGCUCGCCCUAGAAAGUCCAAGGAACAGAAGCAAGCAGAGAAAGAUUCGGCAGCAGCAGCUCAAGAGGCAAUCGAUAAAGGUGAAUCACCAGCACUCAUGCCAAUUAGGGAUGCGACAGAGUUUAGAGACAUGAAGCCACUUCCAUCGAAAGAAGGAGGUACAAAGAUCAAGCUCAAGUUGAAGGCACCAGUAGAACCGGUGGAAGUUAAGGAAGAAUCUCCUCCUGUUCCUGUUGAUCAACAUAAUACGAAAAUGUUUCACGUUGUCUAUGAUCAAAUUUGGAAAGAUCUUGCCCGAAAAGAGGUUCCCAAGGUUUUCAAAUUGGCUAUGGAUUCUUACUCCAUUCGAGGAUCGAAUUUGAAGAAGACUGCAAUUCUAGCCUCAAAGGAAGCCAAACGAUGGCAAUUACGAACAAACAAGGGCACCAAGGAUCUUCAAGCUCGUGCCAAACGUGUUAUGCGAGAGAUGAUGUCUUUCUGGAAACGCAACGAACGUGAAGAACGUGAUACUCGAAGAGCCGCCGAGAAACAGGAGAUUGAAAAUGCCAAGAAAGCCGAAGCCGAUCGUGAAGCAAAUAGACAAAAGAGGAAGCUCAACUUCCUUAUUUCACAGACUGAACUUUACUCUCAUUUCAUCGGCAAGAAAAUCAAGACGGACGAAGUUGAGAGAUCUACCGAUCACCCUGAUGUUGCGGCACCGGCCGAGCCAAAUCAUUCGAAACCAGAUGAUAUUGAUCUACCUGAAGGUUCUGCUCCUGCAAAGGUCACGAAUUUUGAAGAUCUUGACUUUGAUGCUGAGGAUGAAUCUGUAUUGAAAGCUGCUGCCAUGGCUAAUGCUCAAAAUGCUAUUCAAGAAGCCCAGAACAAGGCCAGAGCGUUCAAUAAACAAGAUGAUGCGCCUGCUAUGGAUAACGAUGGGGAGAUGAACUUUCAAAAUCCUGCCGGUAUGGGAGAUGUCGAUAUUGAACAACCUAAAAUGCUUCAAGCUCAACUCAAGGAAUAUCAACUCAAGGGUCUCAACUGGCUCGUCAAUCUUUAUGAACAAGGUAUCAAUGGUAUCUUGGCAGAUGAGAUGGGUCUUGGUAAGACUGUUCAAUCUAUUUCGGUCAUGGCUUAUUUGGCGGAGAAACAUGGUAUCUGGGGUCCGUUCUUAGUCGUUGCUCCUGCAUCAACACUUCACAACUGGCAACAAGAAAUCACCAAAUUCGUUCCAAAGUUAAAGGUAUUACCUUACUGGGGCACAGCAGCUGAUCGAAAGGUUCUUCGAAAGUUCUGGGAUCGUAAGCAUAUCACUUAUACCGAGGAAGCUCCUUUCCAUGUCCUCAUUACAUCCUAUCAACUUGUCGUCUCGGAUGUCGCCUAUUUCCAAAAGAUGAAGUGGCAAUACAUGAUCUUGGAUGAGGCUCAAGCUAUCAAGAGUUCACAAAGUUCUAGAUGGAAGAGUCUACUUGGUUUCCAUUGCAGAAAUCGUCUUCUGCUAACCGGCACUCCAAUUCAAAAUAAUAUGCAAGAACUUUGGGCUCUAUUACAUUUCAUCAUGCCUAGUUUGUUCGAUUCUCAUGACGAAUUCAGUGAAUGGUUUUCUAAGGAUAUUGAAAGUCAUGCUCAAAGUAACACCAAACUGAACGAGGAUCAACUCAAACGUUUGCACAUGAUUUUGAAGCCUUUUAUGCUUCGUCGUGUCAAGAAGCAUGUGCAGAAGGAAUUGGGUGAUAAGAUUGAAGAAGAUAUCUUCUGUGAUCUUACCUAUCGUCAAAGAGCAUACUACAGCAACCUUCGAAAUCAAAUCAGUAUCAUGGAUCUCAUCGAGAAAGCCACAAUUGGAGAUGAUAAUGAUACUGGUACGUUGAUGAAUUUGGUAAUGCAAUUCCGAAAGGUUUGUAAUCAUCCAGAUCUUUUCGAACGUGCCGAAACUACGUCGCCUUUAUCUUUCAGUUACUUUGCCGAAGCGGGUUCGUUCUUGAGAGAAGGUCCUAAUGUCACCGUGGCUUACUCGGCACGUAAUCUGAUUCAGUACUCUCUACCUCGAUUGGUAUGGCGUGAAGGUGGACGACUUGACUUGCCUGGACGAGAUAAUGAAGGUGCCGGUGUCAAGGCCAAAUGCUUGGAAUCACUUUUCAAUGUUUGGAAGCCUGAGAACAUCGUUGACAGUUCCAAAGAAGAUGGUGCAUUCUCAUGGCUUCGUUUUGCAAAUACCUCAGUUCAAGAGGCAUCUACAGCUUCGAGCAAGGAUGUUUUUGCUCGUGCUGUGGAUAUUGUAAAGAAGCCACAAAGUCUUGGUAGGCUUAGCAUUGUCUAUGAUGAAGAGGAAGACAAGAAUUAUACCCCGGUUCAUGCUAUGCUUCAAAUUGUCGAGAGGAAAGAUCGCAAGCCUCUUGCUGAAGUCACAAAUGAGGGAUACCUCAACAAACUCUUCAAUGUGGCUAAGAAUGUUUGGGAUGAAUCUGGUAUAAGCCGAAUGGAACAAUGUGGUCGACCAAGUGCAACCGCUCCUCCUAUUGAAGUCGAUUGUUCUAGUCGAGGUGCUGUUCUCGAGAGACAAAAGAUUUUGUUCAAUGUUUCGAUGAGACGCGCCUUAUUUGGUCCUUCACCUGUUGAAGAAAAGGCAUUUAUUACCUCCAAGGUUUCACCAUCAUUCUAUCCGCCAAAGCCAAUGUUACCAGCACCUACCUCCGAAAAACAACGCUUCACCAAUAUCAAAGUACCAUCCAUGCGUCGCUUUGUUACCGAUUCUGGUAAGCUUGCUAAGCUUGAUGCUUUGCUCACCAAACUCAAGGAAGGUGGUCAUCGCGUUCUUUUGUAUUUCCAAAUGACACGUAUGAUUGAUCUCAUGGAAGAGUAUUUGACAUAUCGCAAUUAUAAAUACCUUCGUCUUGACGGUUCUACCAAACUUGAAGAUCGAAGAGAUACUGUUCAUGAUUUCCAAACUCGACCAGAAAUUUUCAUCUUUUUGUUAAGUACAAGAGCUGGUGGUUUGGGUAUUAAUCUUACAAGUGCGGAUACAGUCAUCUUUUAUGAUUCUGAUUGGAAUCCUACAAUUGAUAGUCAAGCUAUGGAUCGAGCUCAUCGUUUAGGUCAAACGAGACAAGUUACUGUUUAUCGUAUGAUUACUCGUGGUACUAUUGAAGAACGAAUUCGUAAGAGAGCACUUCAAAAAGAAGAGGUUCAAAAGGUUGUUAUGACUGGUGGUGCUGGUGGUGGUGUAGACUUCAAUGCCAGAAGUAAAGAGAAUAGAACCAAGGAUAUUGCCAUGUGGUUGGUGGAUGAUGAAGAAGCUGCGGAAAUUGAGAGGAAGGCCGCUGAACAGGCGAGAUAUGAAGCUGAGAACCCUAAUCUAAAUAAGAAGGGUAAGAGUAAAGGAAAGAAGGCCAAGGAGGGUGCUGGCAGUUUGGAGGAUCUUUAUCAUGAGGGCGAAGGACAUUUUGACGAUGGAUCUAAUAGACCCAGUGGUACUGCAACACCUAUUGCAGGUGAUUCUAGCGCGAAAAAAGGAUCGAGUAGAAAGACUGCUAGUGGUGGGAGAAGUAAAAAGGCAAAGACAGCUAAAGAGAGGUUGGCCAUGGCAGAUGGAGAUGUGGAUAUGGCAUAG
Botrytis sinoallii is the source of this 5229-nucleotide messenger RNA. RefSeq lists its product as uncharacterized. The record is from RefSeq and is a predicted model, not a curated record. NCBI's taxonomy places the organism in Eukaryota, Fungi, Ascomycota, Leotiomycetes, Helotiales, Sclerotiniaceae. Gene Ontology annotation, cellular component: Ino80 complex; nucleus. The transcript has 4 exons. Gene Ontology annotation, molecular function: ATP hydrolysis activity; ATP-dependent chromatin remodeler activity; DNA binding. The coding region runs from base 1 to 5229 and encodes 1742 amino acids. Gene Ontology annotation, biological process: chromatin remodeling; DNA repair; DNA-templated transcription.